ACUUGCUCUAGAAGGUGGACGCCCGUAGGAGAGAGAGAGAAAAAGAGAGAGAGAAAGAGAGAAAAAAGAAAAAGAGAGAGAGAGAGAGAGUGUAAAGAGAUAAAUAGAGAGAGAGAGAGAGAUGGUCUGCGUUGGAUUCCAGAAGUGGGCGGGGCUGUUGUUGGUGGGCGUGCUUCUCCGGCAGGUCGACGCCCGGGGUUUCGAAGGCAUUCCCGGGAACUUUUGUAGGAACAGGAAGCCCUCCGAAUGCUGCGACGACCGCCAUGAUGACUGCGCUGUGCCCAUCCUCGGGACUCUGUGCUACUGCGACGAGUUCUGCCUCACCGGGGACGCGAAGCACGACGACUGCUGCCCCGACUUCCGCGAAGUGUGCCUCGGGUACAAGCCGGGGAUUCCCCUCCCCCCCGCCGAACUCGGGGAUGAUCCGGCCGUGCAGCAGAAAGCAUGCGUAGUGGACGGCAGAGAAAUUCCUUUCGGUGGAUCCAAGGCCUUCAACUGCAACGAAUGCAAGUGCGACGGACCCGAGGCCGAGUGCGAGGACGACCCCUGCAUGGUGGACGAGGCGCUGAUAACGGAGAUAAACCAAGGGGCGCGACGCUACGGCUGGAGGGCCUCGAACUACACGCAGUUCUGGGGCAGGAAGGCGAGCGACGGACUGAGGCUGAGGACGGGCACCUUCAUCCCCGACGAGUGGUCGGCGAAAAUGUACCCGGUGACCCUACGCGUCGACGCCAGCAAGAUCCCUCGCGCAUUCAACGCCCGCAGAGCUUGGAAGGGGCGUUUGACGGGCGUGAGGGACCAGGGUUGGUGCGGGGCCUCGUGGGCGUUCUCCACCCUCGGCGUCGCUCAGGACAGGUUGAACAUCCUGGCGAAGGGAAUCACACCCGUGGCACUCUCUGCCCAGAACCUGCUGAGCUGUGCCGAGCUGGGCCAAAAGGGGUGCCAAGGAGGGCAUAUUGACCGUGCCUGGAAUUACCUGAGGAGAGUCGGCAUUGUGAUGGAGGAAUGCUACCUUUACGAGAGCGGUUGGUCGGGGAAAGUGCCAAGGUGUUCCGAGCAGAACGAAGGUAGAAAAGACGAGAACUGUAAGCCAGCUCUGAUGACUGUGUACCCCGACUUCUUCCUGUACCAAACGGGCGUGUACACCCACACGGGCCUGGGGGGGAAGGGGUCAGCCACCCACUCCGUGAAGCUCAUUGGGUGGGGCGAAGCGAGAGUCAUGGGCGUGGGCAUCGUCAAAUAUUGGCUGGCGGAGAAUUCGUGGGGGAGCAGCUGGGGAGAACGUGGCUACUUCAAAAUACGUCGUGGAUCCAACGAGUGUGGAAUCGAAUCGUUUGUGCUGGCGGUGAGGGCGCGCUUGGGGAACUUCGUCUAUGGGAGAUACUGAAAAGGAGAGAAGGAUGGAUAAAGAAAGAAAAGAGGGGGGGAAGAGGAGGAAUGGAUAAAUGUAGGGAGUGGAGAGAAAUGGAGAAAUGUAUGAUGGAUUUAAGAAGCUGAUUAAAAGAAGAAACAGUGAGUGUGGAAUUGAAUUUUUCGUCUAUGGGAGAUACUGAGAAGGAGAGAGAAGAAUGGAUAGAGAAAGAAAAGGGGGAAGAGGAGGAAUGGAGUGAAGAGAGAGAGGAGAUAGGGAGAAAUGUAUGAUGGAUAUAGGAAUAAGAUUAAAAGAAGAAAAAGUGAGUGUGGAAUCGAAUUCUUUGUGUUGGCGGUGAGGGCGCGCUUGAGGAACGUCGUCUUUGGGAGAUACUGAAAAGGAGAGAAGGAUGAAUAAAGAAAGAAAAGAGGGGAAGAGGAGGAAUGGAUAAAUGUAGGGAGUGAAGAGAGAGGAGAAUGGAGAAAUGUAUGAUGGAUAUAGGAAUGAGAUUAAAGGAAGAAACAGUGAGUGUGGAAUCGAAUCGUUUGUGCUGGCGGUGAGGGGAAGAAGAGGGGAAGAAGAGGAAUGGAUAAAUGUAGGGAGUGAAGAGAGAGGAGAAAUGGAGGAAUGUAUGAUGGAUGUAGGAAUGAGAUUAAAGGAAGAAACAGUGAGAGUGGGAAGAAUAGGGAAGAAUACCAAGAGAUAAAGAAAGAGGAAAUAGGAAAAUGUAGGAAGAAAAGACAGGAGAAAUGGAGAAAAGUAGGAAGUGAAGAAAGAAGAGAAGAAGAGAAAAAUAGGAAGAAAAGAAAGAGGAGCCUUGGAGAAAAGUAGAAAGGGAAGAAAGAGGAAAUGGAGAAAAGUAGGAAGUGAAGAAAGAGGAGAAGAAGAGAAAAAUAGGAAGAAAAGAAAGAGGAGACUUGGAGAAAAGUAGAAAGGGAAGAAAGAGGAAAUAGGGAAAUGUAGGAAGGAAAGAAAGAGGAGAAGAAGAGAAAAAUAGGAAGAAAAGAAAGAGGCGAAAUAGAGAAAAGUAGGAGGUGAAGAAAAACGAGAAAUCGAGAAAACUUAGGAAGAAAAGAAAGGAGAAAAAAUAACAAGUAAAGAAAAAGAGAUUCGCCACAAAGUAAAAAAACAAAAAAAAAAAAAAAAAACGAAAGAGAGAAUUAAAGAAAAAUAGGAAGUGAAGA
Molecule: messenger RNA, 2535 nt
Organism: Penaeus indicus
Lineage: Eukaryota; Metazoa; Arthropoda; Malacostraca; Decapoda; Penaeidae
Exons: 9
Coding region: 122-1387 (421 amino acids)
Biological process (GO): proteolysis
Cellular component (GO): lysosome
Molecular function (GO): cysteine-type peptidase activity
Source: RefSeq, a predicted model, not a curated record